UGCCUUGUGCUCAUCAGGGUUUUAUGGUUGUCUAAGUUUAGAUGUUGGCUCAAAUUCAGCUUCUCAAGUAGCAAGGCUUGCGGGUCAGCACUGCCGCUCCACAUGGUGACAGAAACAGACGGAGACCAGCUCUCUUUACAUUGAGCUUUAAGGGGGACAAUCAUUCCAUUAGAGGUAUAAGGAUAAUUUGACUCCAGAUCCACUGAAAGAUGAAAUAUGUCAACUACCAGACAACACAUGUAAGAAGAAAGACAGUUAGGAUAUUCAACCUUACUAUUUCCUCUUCAACACAUUAGUGUCACUACCAACAAUGAAAGAUGAGGCAGAACUUACAGACCUUUCAGGAUCUUCAGUGCAGCAGAUUCCACAUUUUCUGCAAAAUGUUGUCUUCCAUGGCAAAUUUGAGCUGCUGAAGACUCUAACCCCAGAGGAAAAUGCCCAUUGUCGACACGGUCUCUACUUUCAAGAUGGUCAGCGGCAUGUGGACUAUGUUCUCACCUAUUCUUUGAAGAAAUCGUCGACGGGACGUUCUAUUCGAUACUCAACACAUUUGCUGACAGAAAAUGCUGUUGCACGCAGCCUGCGACGUAGCCAUCAUCCACCCUCUGCUGAAAAAGGUUCAUUAUCUUCACAAACCUCAACACUAUCCAAUGUUGAUCUACACUCCCUAGGAGAGAACUUUAGUGGCCAAGAAGAUCAAAAAAACUUCAGAAGGGAGGAGUUUGAAGGGAAACUUCGAGAUAUGGGCCUGGAACUGGAGAUUGAUGAAGACUCCAAGAUUCCAGGCGUGGGCUUUGUGAAAAUUCAUGCUCCAUGGAAUGUUCUCUGUCGAGAAGCAGAGUUCAUGAAGCUAAAGAUGCCCACCAAAAGGGUAUAUGAAGUUAAGAAGUCAAGUGGUGUGAUAGAGAAGCUUAAUUUACUCGUCAGUCAAGUUCUUGAGCCUCUUCAUCCUCAUGUUGAGGAGCCUCAGCCAAAGAACAUCAAACACCUGUCACACACCUUUUCCAGGGAAAAGCAACACCUGUUUGAUCUUUCAGACAAAGAUUCCUUUUUUGACAGUAAAACCAGGAGCUCAAUAGUUUAUGAAAUCCUAAAAAGGAUUAAAUGCAAGGCCAAGUACAGCAUGAGUAUCACCAGUCUCUUAGGUAGUGGUGUCUAUACAGCUGCUUAUCCUCUCCACGAUGGAGAUAUUGAUGAAGAAAGUGCAGAGCCAAAUGACAGAAAACUACUGUACGAGGAGUGGGCAAACUACAGUGUCUUCUACAAGUACCAGCCCAUUGGACUUGUGAGGAAGUACUUUGGAGAGAAGAUUGGACUGUACUUUGCCUGGUUGGGACUCUACACCCAGAUGCUGAUUGCUGCUUCCCUCGUGGGAGUCAUUGUUUUUCUGUAUGGAUGUGCAACAGUUGAUGACAAUAUUCCAAGCAUGGAGAUAUGCCACGAAAAAAACAACAUCACAAUGUGUCCUUUGUGUGAUAAAGUGUGCAGCUACUGGAAGCUGAGUUCUGCUUGUGGAACUGCAAGAGCCAGUCACUUAUUCGACAACCCAGCAACCGUAUUCUUCUCUAUAUUCAUGGCUCUUUGGGCUGCCAUGUUCAUGGAGCAUUGGAAGAGGAGGCAAAUGAGACUUAAUUAUGAAUGGGACCUGACUGGAUUUGAAGACGAGGAGGAAGCGCUCAAGGACCAUCCCAGAGCUGAGUAUGAAUUCCAAGUCAUGAAGAAGUCUUUAAGCAGAGAUCACAAAACACAGUACAAGAUGGAAAAGCUGACAUGUCGAGAUCGCCUUCCUGCCUACAUGACAAAUGUUGUCACAAUGUUGUUGAUGAUGGGUGUUACGUUUGCCAUUGUUUUUGGUGUGAUCAUAUACCGGAUCUCCACAAAAGCUGCUCUUCAUAUGAGCGCCAAUCCAGUGACACGGAACCAUGUACAACUUACAGUCAAAACAACAGCAGCCAUUAUCAACCUUGUGGUCAUCCUUAUACUAGAUGAAGUGUAUGGAGCUGUGGCACGAUGGCUUACUGUUUUAGAGGUUCCAAAAACUGACAAGAAUUUUGAGGAGAGACUCAUAUUCAAGACUUUCAUUCUGAAGUUUGUCAAUGCUUUCACACCAAUUAUCUACAUUGCUUUCUUCAGGGGAAGGCUGGUUGGCCGACCAGGCAACUAUUUGUAUGUGUUUGAAUCCUACAGAAUGGAAGAGUGUACUCAUGGAGGCUGUCUGAUGGAGUUAUGCAUUCAACUGAGUAUCACCAUGUUGGGGAAGCAGCUAAUUCAGAACAACCUUUUUGAGAUUGGAAUACCCAAGCUAAAGAAGCUUAUUCGCUACAUCCAAUCAAAGCAAGGCACUUUUCAAGAGGAAGAAAGGCAGAAGAAGUUGCAGAGAUAUGAAAUGGACCGCUUCCUGGAGCCAUUUUCAGGGUUAACACCUGAAUAUAUGGAAAUGAUAAUCCAGUUUGGUUUUGUCACAUUAUUUGUGGCAUCCUUCCCAUUGGCUCCAUUGUUUGCUCUGCUCAACAACAUAAUUGAAAUACGACUUGAUGCAAAGAAGUUUGUGACUGAGUUGCGAAGACCAGUGGCGGCAAGAGCCAAAGACAUUGGUAUAUGGUACAAUAUCCUAAGAGGAGUUGCCAAAGUGGCUGUCAUCAUCAACGCAUUUGUCAUCUCCUUCACCUCAGACUUCAUCCCUCGGAUGGUGUACCAGUACAUGUACAGCCCCGAUGGUACCAUGCAUGGAUUUGUCAAUCAUACUCUCUCAUAUUUUAAUGUCAGCAACUUCCAGGAUGGGAAAGAGCCCAUGGAUCCCAUACAACUUGGCUAUGCAGUUGAGAUAUGCAGAUACAAGGACUACAGGGAACCACCUUGGUCAACAACUCCGUAUGAGAUUUCAAAGGAAUUCUGGGCAGUACUAGCUAUUCGGCUGGCCUUUGUAAUUAUUUUCCAGAAUGUUGUCAUGUUGAUGAAUGACCUUGUGGACUGGCUAAUACCAGACAUCCCAAAAGACAUCAGCCUCCAGAUCCACAAGGAGAAGAUUUUAUUGGUAGAUCUAUUCAUGAAAGAAGAGCAAGUGAAGAGCAUCAACCUUGAGAACAGUGCCUCUGCCACGAGCAAGCACAGCAGGAACAACAACACAACACAACAGAUCUAUUUUUUCUCACAAAUUCACACAUGACACAAUUUGCAUUGAAAUUAUUGGCGUCUAAGGCUGGGUACACACAUAGAGAAUCAGGCUGUUUUUGUCAAAAUGUUGCCCAUUCCCAACCAAGUACGUUUUAGUGUCUUGAGUGUUAUACGAUUGUCCCAAAAGAUUAUUCUUCUGUUUGCAAGUAGAUUUGUCGCAAUAAUAGGGUCCAAAUCGGGUCAGUUUGACAAUCUUAAAUAAUAAACGUUUUUAAUAUUUGCAACCGAUAAUCUUCCCGCGAAUGGAAAAAGCAAACAUUUUCUAGAGUCAUUGAGUCCAUGAACUGUGACGUGAACAGAAUGUAUCCAAUGAAAGAAGCUACAAUAAAUAAAACCAAAUUUGUCCGACCAUAUACUUGCAUAACAGUGAGCUUCCCAGACAGCAAGAAGUAUUUUCCAAAGCAAUUUUUUUCUUGACAACAUAGCCGUUUUAAAUAGCUUCCGCCUCAGGUCCUUUCUGGUAACACGCAGGUAGAAAUGGUGCAUAUCCGGGAGUGUCUGUUCUUUGUUUUGGUGAAAUCACUUGUGAACAAGCUAGAGUUCUGCUUCUUUCUAAACCGGUGGUGGAAGAGAAUCUUAACGUGUGGUGCUCUGUGUAGAAAUUAUCAGUGCUUACCACACACGAUAUGACCAAAGUGUCAGAUUUUUUAAAUGUUUACGUUUGAAGUCUAACAGAUAAACAAUCUUGUAAGAUUUGAAAAAAAAAUUGUGUGUACCGGGCCUUAAUUGCCAAAAUAAUUCUAAACAUUCCAAUGGUUAAGAGAGCUGUGUGAGCAAUAUAAAUUGAAAUAUGCCAUAUUAAAAUUGUGUGGACAUUCUCAAUACUAAAGCAUAUGCUAUUUUGAGAAUGUGCCUAAGAAAUGUAUUUGAGUAUGUAACAUUCCAUUUGAUAUCAUUAAUGUCAUCUAUGUACUGUACAACACUUUUGCAUCAAAUCCACAACCAGUUGGCAAGUUUUUCUCAAUAUGAUUUUAACAGCGAUCGAAGAAACAUCAGUUUAAAUAUGGCCAAAGAAGGAUAUGGUUUUGAGAAACUUGGUCGGGAAACAUCAGUUAUGAAUAUGUCCAAAGAAGGAUAUAGUUUUGAGAAAUUUGGUAGGGGACAUCCAUCCAUACAUCCAUUUUCUUAAUUGGUUCUCCUCACAAGGGUCGCGGGUGUGCUGCAACCUAUCUGAGCUGACUGCGGGCAGUUUUGGUUUUGAGAAACUUGGUCGGGAAGCAUCAGUUAUGAAUAUGUCCAAAGGAUAUAGUUUUGAGAAACUUGGUAGGGGACUUCCAUUCAUACAUACAUUUUCUUAAUUGCUUCUCAUGAGGGUCGCGGGCGUGCUGCAACCUAUCUGAGCUGACUGCCGGCAGUAGGCGAGGGACACCCUGAACUGGAUUUCCAGUGGGAAAACAAUUUUUCAGUUGAUCUUCAAAUCGUAGAAUUAUUUUUGGGCAAAACUCUUCAAGUGAAUGGUGCUGUGUUUUUGUGUACACCUUUAGAACUGUAUCGGACUGGGCAACCAAGUACAGAGGGACAGACUUUAUUGAGGAUAGGGCAAGAGGAAGUGUAGAGCUGGAGCUCUAGCUGGGUUGAGGAGCUGGUGUAAUCGGAGCGUGACUGGCGGCCGGAAUCGGCGGCGGCGCCGUGGGACACUCGCUACGUUAUGCUGGGGAGGCGAUGGACAGGAGUCGACCUGUUGGAGAGAGCAGCAGACCGAGCUCGCAGCAGGAUGGGGCGCUGGGUACGAUCGUGGUCAGGGGCAGGCAGAAAGUCGGGACGGGUGGCGAUCAGAGCGUGUUCAUAAAGGAGCAAUGGCCCAGGACCAACGGCAGGCAAGGCAAGACAGGUCAGUGAACAGACAAGGUCUGCAACGGGAGAGCGUGCAGUGAGCUUCAGAGUGGCAUCACGGGACAGACUGGCAAGGAAGUGACGAGAUAGCGGGGUUUAAAUAGGAAGGCUGAUGAGCGGCUGACAGGUGUUGAUUGAGUAGAUGGGGGCGGGGGCUGUGAGUGAGUGGCUGGUGGAAAGUUACCAGCUGAGUGACAGAUGGCACAGCAUGUGACAAAAUUACCAUAUUGCAAUUUCACUCUGAUGACUCUUCAACCAGGGCGGCUCAGUGGGACACUGGUUAGCACGUCCACCUCACAGUUAGGAGGGUGUGGGUCGAUUCCACCUCCGACCCUCCCUGUGUGGAGUUUGCAUCUUCUCCCCGUGCUCGCAUGGCUUUUUUCCGGGCACUCCGGUUUCCUCCCACAUCCCAAAAACAUGCAUAGUAGGGCAAUUGAGCACUCCAAAUUGCCCCUAGGUAUGAGUGCAGAUGGUUGUUCGUCUCUGUAUGGCCUGCCUGCAAUUGGCUGGCAACCGGUUCAGGGUGUCCCCUGCCGAUUGCCCGAUGACCACUGGAAUAGGCUCCAGCACACCCGCGACCCCCAUGGGGACAAAGCAGUACAGAAAAUGGAGGGAUGGACUCUUCAACCACGAAUGCCUGCUACACAAAUAUUUUUGUUGUCAUAUUUAACCCUAACCCUAAUCAAAGUUAAUCUUCUAUGUAAUCAUUUGUUUGAAUAUGUAUGAUCAUCUACAAUAUUAGUAAUAUUGUUCAUUAUAUUCAUUAAUUCAAUUUAGAUAGUUCUAACCUUAAGUUUCACAACUUGUACAGACAAUAACAGUAACUAAUAACAAAUACAGUAACUAAUUAGAAUUACAAUUUUUCCCAGAUUUGAGAUUACUCUAACCUUAAAUUUCACAACUUGUACAGACAAUAACAGUAACUAAUAACAAAUACAGUAACUAAUUAGAAUUACAAUUUUUCCCAGAUUUGAGUGUGUCCUGGACUGGUUUGCCUAUUGCUUGGACUUGCACAAACGGGGCACAUUCUAUUUUGGUAGACCCGGUAAUCCUGGGCUCAUGUGAAAAUGGGCGUAACUUCAUUUUUGUGCCAUAGCAAGUCUAGUCUGCCAUGUUGCGGUUUUCUGAGCAUUCAAGCACACAGUGUUGCCUCGGCCCCGACUCAUCUGACAAUUUGGUAACAGAAAGUAGUCUCUGACUGUCGUAAAAACCAGAGCAUCAUUAUUUUUGGGCUGGGCCACCGGUUUAGUUCACUGUGUUUGUGAAUUUGGUAAACACCUUACUGGGCAUUCCUGCUGCGCCCCCUAGUGCAGCGAUCAUGUAGCAAAUUUGGUUACAAAGUGUAAACUAGUCUCAGUGAAACCUCGUUCAACUCUGCGAAGGUGACAAAAUGCAAUUUUGGUUAUUUAAUGGAGGCACAGGCAAACAGAUUUUCCACUCGGUGGAUGUGUAUACUGAAAGUCAUCAGAUUUCAUUCAUUACAAUAACAGUGUGGGACAAUCCCUGCAAUCCAACACACACCAUAGAAUCAGUUUAUAUAUCUCUGCCCCUACCUUCACUUGAGUGUUCGAGAGAAGAUUUUUGUUGUUGAAAUGGCCUCUUACUAGUCCAGAAACAGAAGCAUCUGAGAAAUACAACUGAAUGCAAACCGGGAGAAAUAGGAGCUGUUCAUUUUUAAUCACCAACACCAUAAAACUGAUAGUCUGACAGGCUCACAACAGUCCAUCCCGGACAGGUAAAUAUUUGCGCAAUUUUCAUUUUUUUAAAAAAUUUUUUUAUUGUGUGUACAUUUGUAACGACUUAUCAUUUGUAAAUAUAAAUUUUUGCAUGUGAAUUGCCAAAUGAUCAUUUGUGGAUCAGUGGACACGUGCAUUUAUUUUUUACACAAAUGUAAAGUCAUUUUGAGAGCUCCACAAACACACACAUCUCAAAUAUUCACACAUUAAAAGGCCAUCCCUAUGGAGUCAGAUUGGGUCAGAAGUUUUGUAUUUGAAAAAAUAAAACUUGAAACUGAAAAUAAACGUGUUGACCUUGAAUAUUGGAAAAUAAAACAAUGUAUCGUAAUUUUCGGACUAUAAGUCACGUUUUUUUUCAUAGUUUGGGUUGGGGGGCGACUUAUACUGAGGAGCGAUUUAUAUGUGAAUUUUUUCAAAAGUUUUCAAAAAAACCAAAAAAAACAACUGAAACCGCAAUAAACGAACCGCAAUGUAGCAAGGGAUUACUGUAAUUUGAAUUUCAAGUGACGUCACCAGCGCAGCGCGGCGCGGCGGUUGUUUACAUAAAGGACAAAGAUUCGAUCAUGGGAUGACGAAGAUGACGAAGGGCCCCACGUACUACCGGCAUCAUUAGCGGCUUUGUUUUUAAGUGACACGGAGGACGAAGAGUUUGAAAGAUUUAAUGACUUGGAGUGACACAGGUUUGAAAAACUAUUAUGGGUUGGUGUCAGGAAGGGCAUCCGGCUGUAAAAGGUUUUGCUCCAAAAAUGUUCUCAGUAUAGGACUCUCAACCACGAGAUGGCCAUGGACCGUCCCCGGUGGAAGAAAGCCAUAUUGAGAAUCCAGUCCAACCCAGCGGCGCCUGGAAAGCGGACUUUAAACCGAUGAUGAUGAUGAUGAUGAUGAUUAUGGCUAUUUUGACGAUCAUUAAGAAGAAGGAAGCCCUCAAAGCGGUCAAGCCAUCCAAGGGGCUCACCAUCAUCUCUAAACGUCACAGCCCUGCCCUGGAAGAGAUGGAACACUUUUUGCUUGUGUGGAUAAAGGACAAGGAGAUUGCUGGUGAAACUGAAACGAUCAUAUGUGAGAAGCCCAGCGCCAUAUACACCGUGUGCACAAUUAUUAGGAAUUUGUAUUUUUGAGGAUUAAUUUUAUGACUGAACAACUACCGUUUUUUUCCGUGUAUAGUGCGCAAUAUUUUACUAAUUUAUUGUCCUAAAAUCUGGGGUGCGUAUUAUACAUGGGUACAAAGAAAAAAAAUUUUAAUUUUUUUUUUUUUUAAUUUUUUUUUUUUUUUUUUUUAAAUAAAGUCAUGGUACAACAAAACCAACAACAGGACUGACCGACAAAGUCAUGGAACAAAAAGACAGGGUGACAUUACCAAAGACAGGAACAGAAUGACAGUAACACAUGCAAUGAUCCAACGGUGAGCGAGGGGCAGACAGGACUUAAAUACAAAACACGUUACAUCGAUUGAGGUGACACAGGAAGAGCGGGGUGACACGAACAGAAACUAUGGCAACCUAGACACAAAGCGAUACUGUAACUAAUCUCGGGGUAAUAUUUGACCAAACUCUCUCCUUUCAAAAGCACAUUAAGAAUAUAACCAGAAUUGCGUUUUUUCACCUUCGUAAUAUUGCAAAGAUUCGUCCGAUCCUUUCGACCGGUGAUGCGGAAACUAUUAUACAUGCGUUCGUCACGUCGCGCCUGGACUACUGUAAUGUACUAUUUUCGGGUCUUCCUAAGUCCCGCAUCAAAAGUCUACAGUUAGUACAAAAUGCCGCUGCAAGGCUGCUCUCUCGGACAAGAAAAUUUGAUCACAUUACCCCAAUACUAGCCAACUUACAUUGGCUUCCGGUCCAUUUAAGAUGUGACUUCAAGGUUCUUCUAUUAACCUAUAAAUCGCUGCAUGGCUUAGCGCCUUCAUAUCUCGUCGACCUAGUUGUUCCUUAUGUUCCGUCUCGUAACCUUCGUUCGCAAAACGCUACCCUUUUAGCGACACCGAGGGCUAAGAAAAUGUCUGCAGGCUCUAGAGCAUUUUCUAUUCGGGCUCCAGAGCUUUGGAAUGCCCUACCAAUGGAUAUUAGGACUGCUACCUCAGUAGAAACAUUUAAGACACGUUUAAAGACACAUUUCUAUGACAUGGCCUUUAACUAACCUGUAGUGGCCGAUUCGGCUGGAGUUUGUUUUCUCUCCCUCUCCACCCCUCCCUCCCCCCUCCCCGGCCGGGGAGGUGGUUAGGUGGUACCCAUGCUGACAGCGGCUAUCUGGAUUCUCGUGGCCAAUUCAGGAUAGGGGAACUGCAGCUCAACCUCCUCGAAGAGCACUGCCAGGACAAUUGAGGGCUCCUUUCGGCAGCCCUCUGCUGUGACAUGGACAUCCACUUUUCAUUUAAUUGAUUUUCAUGUUGUAUCAUUUGUGCCCUCUCUGCAUCCAUUUCAACCUGGUGAUCCUGAAAGGGGGAUCCUUCCAUCUGUGGUCCCUUCUCAAGGUUUCUCAUUUUCCCCCUGCUAGGGGUUUUUAAGUUUUUCCUUGCCCUUUUGGGAGCUUAAGAUCAGGGGAUGCUUUGAGAAUAAUUGUCAAUUUCUGUCUAUGUGAAGCCCUUUGAGACUGCUUGUGAUUUAGGGCUAUACAAAUAAACUUGACUUGACUUGA
Syngnathus typhle (broad-nosed pipefish) is the source of this 9374-nucleotide messenger RNA. Its product is annotated as anoctamin-1-like. Gene Ontology annotation, cellular component: plasma membrane. Gene Ontology annotation, biological process: intracellular signal transduction; chloride transmembrane transport. Gene Ontology annotation, molecular function: protein dimerization activity; chloride channel activity. The record is from RefSeq and is a predicted model, not a curated record. The coding region runs from base 311 to 3166 and encodes 951 amino acids. The transcript has 25 exons. NCBI's taxonomy places the organism in Eukaryota, Metazoa, Chordata, Actinopteri, Syngnathiformes, Syngnathidae.